Messenger RNA from Notothenia coriiceps (black rockcod), 2305 nucleotides. RefSeq names its product gem-associated protein 4-like. Gene Ontology annotation, cellular component: SMN complex. The record is from RefSeq and is a predicted model, not a curated record. Gene Ontology annotation, biological process: spliceosomal snRNP assembly; rRNA processing. The annotation marks the transcript as partial. Lineage: Eukaryota; Metazoa; Chordata; Actinopteri; Perciformes; Nototheniidae. The transcript has 2 exons.
CGGAAGCGCUUGAUACAAAACUGUUGACAUGCUUCUAAAAUCGUGUGAAAAACGAAUUAUAUUAGCAGACUUUAUCUGUUUGUUAUGCUCUACUCCGGUAUAAUGUGCAGAACUGGUGGUUUUGAGAAAUAAAUACUGACCGCCUGUUGUGGUACAGCUCAUAAAUGGGCAUUGAAAUACCAAACUAAAUUAGCACAAUAGCUAACCUGCUAACUAACUUCGGCAGUUAUGGCAUUGAUGGACAAAGAUUCUGCGGUUCUUCAGGGUGCUUUCCUCCUGGCUGAUAAACUGUCUCUCCCCUCCUCCCUGUCCUCCCUUCAGAAGGCUGACUGGAGCAGGGUGGGCCAUCUGGUCCUGGAAGCAGUGAGGGAAAUCUGUGGACAGGAAGAACUCGGUGUUCACCUCCCUGCAGCAGCUGUGAGCUGUAUAAAGAAAUUAGUUUGUGUUGUUUGGCUGAAGGUGUUCUGCAGGGAGGCUGUAACGGACGUAGAGCUGUCCUGGAGGGAGAACCCUUUCUUCCCCCUCCAGAACGGCCUCCCCGAAGUCAACUAUGUUGUCCUGCUGGAAGUGGUGAGGGCGUUAGCAGCUGCUCCGAUAUUUGCCCGUUUCCUCUUGCAUCUUCCCCAGUCUCAGAUCGCUACUGAGCUUGAAAGGUUGGUGCAACACGUGAGGAGCGGCCCCACUAGAGAGGAAGAUGUUCGAUUUCUCCUGGAGGUAUGGUGGGAACUGUGGAAAGGGCAAGAUGAGCAGAAAGAGGAAGGAGAGGAUAGCAUAGAGAAAAUGUUUGCCGGACAGUUUGCUCGGCUCUCGUCUAAAUCUUCCAGUCUUUCCCCUCAGGCUGCCAAGAGGCUCAAGCUAGACGCUUCAGAUCUACCUGCAUCACCGCCAACCGCUGAUGUCGUAAACAUCCUCCUUCAUGCACUUAAAGACAUAAAAGAUAAGAUAUCUAGAACAGAUCUCUGCCUCCAGGCUCUUUCCAUUGCUCUAGAUACUCUUUACACGGCAUUCCUAAUAGACGGAGCGGUCGGACUUCCUGCGAUAGAGAAGAUGCAUAUCCUGUCAAAAGUGGUCCGCAUCAGAGAACAGAAUGGCGAGAAACUGACUCCUGAACUUUUAAAGGAGGCUCUGAGAGACCUACAUGCGUCUCGCACACCAUCUCAGUUUGAACCCACCGGGAUAAAGCUUGGUGAAGCCUCGAAGAUUAUAACAGAUCUGGCUCAGUUCUGGCAAAGCAAUGGGCUUCUGGGCACCUCUGAAUCUAGCGGCUCAGCAUUUAAACUAGAACAAAGUGUCCAGAGAGUCCUGACGGCUCUACAGGAAGCCGAAGCGCCUGAAACUACGAAUGAAAUAGACCUUCAGAAGUCUGAGAAAAACAGCCUCAGAGGUUUCCUGGAGUCACUAUCUUUCUCCGCCGCAGAGAGCACCCCUGAGCUGAACGCCCGGAUUACAGCAGUCAUCAUCAAACACCGUCUGGACGACUACCAGACCUUCGCAGAGUUAUUUGCCAGUGAGAAGAGUUGGGCCGCCCAAGAUGAGCUCUGGUUCGACUGCCUGGAGAAGAACCAGGCAGCCUUCCAGCGGCAGGAAACGCUGAUCAAUCUGACCUCCACCAUCAUGAGUAAACUCUACAGUGAGGGCUCCAACGUGAGCCAGUGCAGGAAGCUGAUGAAAGUGGUCGUGGACAUUUUCUCAGCACUUUCACUAGAAGACAAGAACAAAGCGUUGGCUGCCAUGCUGAGACUGUCCAGCCGGGGCUUCUUUGGCGGCUCCGUCCCCUCCGCGGUGACCGUCGCGUUCGAACAGGAGCUUAACAUGGCCUUCAACUGCAUCAUCCAAGGGAGGGGCGGAGCGUCGGCAGCAGCGUCGCAGGCCAAUCUCAACACAGCAGUGUCUUUGGUAGCGAGAGUCGUGUUCCAGAACCCUGAAGCCGGUUUGAGGUCUUGUUGUCAUUCCGCUGUGUUCAAUAAAGGUGCUUUCACUCUGAUGGCCAAGAUCCUGCAGCAGCUGCCAGGACUCAGAGGACCGAGGGGAAGAGAAGAUGAACUACAAAACGAUGAAGACGCAAGCAAAAAGGCAGAAGAAGAAGAAGACACUCAGAGUGGGAGCGCUCUGCUCUGCAGGUGUCUACAGGAGAUGACGAAGACCAAAUCGUUGUCAGCCAAUGAGAGAGAGCAGCUGCUCAAGUUUCUGGGUCUGCUGAUGAUGCCUGUCAUGGCAGCUGAGGGAGAAGAAGAAAAGAUGGAAAGCUUUUUGACACCUCAGGAGGUCGUGAAUGUCUUCGUCCUGCCUAACCUCUCCACCACAG